Messenger RNA from Rhincodon typus (whale shark), 2558 nucleotides. It is a transcript of the gene gsdmeb, whose product is annotated as gasdermin Eb. Gene Ontology annotation, cellular component: cytoplasm. Gene Ontology annotation, biological process: programmed cell death. The transcript is spliced from 8 exons. The record is from RefSeq and is a predicted model, not a curated record. The coding region runs from base 1 to 1245 and encodes 414 amino acids. Lineage: Eukaryota; Metazoa; Chordata; Chondrichthyes; Orectolobiformes; Rhincodontidae.
AUGGGAUUAAACAGUGUGAUUGAUGAACAUGCACACUUCAAAAUUUCUGAUAAAGGGAAAGCCUUUGAUCAAACAGAUGAUGAUGUUCAGGCUUUGUACACUGUCCUGCCUCAAGCAAACAUAACAAACUUCCUUUGUACUAGGGCUAUACAUUUGGAUCAUUCAUUUGUCCAGCAAACCUGUGAAAAAAGAGAAAUUUUGUGUGUGGUAAAUGAAAAGAUUAUCACCUCCCAAAAGUGCUCAAUUUCUGAACAUUUGCAAAUUGAAGAAAAGUGUGGUGGUACGCUGGGACUUAAAACAAAAAUAUUGAAGGUUUCGGCAAAUGAUGAUGGUACUAUAUCCAAGGAUACAGAGAUUGUAUUGGAGAUCCCACCUCGUACUGUUAUUGCGUACGGUGUCACUGAGCUAAUUAUAAACCAGAAUGGCCAGUUUGAUCUCUGCCUACUUACUGAAGAAAGUGGAGGCUUUGAUAAAGUCCUGCUAGGCAAAAAUAAAAGAGAAUUUUCAGUGUGCACCUCUUUGACAUGUAUUGAUGGAGAACAUAAAAACAAAGAGUGUAUGAAGGAUGUCCCGAGUGAAACUUCGCUAAGUGUUUUAAAACCAGUUAUUGAAGAGGCUCAGCUACAGCUGCAGCCGUUCAGUGAACUUUCUGAGGAAAAGUGUCAGCAACUGUUUAAAUUUUACUGUGAGUUCUUGUACCACGAAGAUGUGAUUUCUCUUCUUGAAAAUGUUUUGGAUGAGCUUUCUUCAGGGGAACAGCCAAAUCUAAUGGGACUGCAAGAGCUGGAGUCAAUACAGGCUCAAAAAAUCAAGGAUAUGCUACAGAUUUUGGGCUACAACUGCCCAAAUGAGGAUGGCUCUUCAGCGAUUAAAGAUGCUGCAAGUUCUGAGCUACUUACAGCUGCAUUCUACUUUUUUAGUGCUUUAGAUGCUUUGUCUGAAGAAACUCUUGCAGUUUUGGGUAUUUGCUGUGAAAUUCAAAUUCUCCCAACGUUGCUUUAUUCGAUUAACAACAUCCCUGAUGAUGGAAUGCUUCCUGUUGAUAAUCCAGACCUGCUGCUCUUAAAAGAAGAGGAUCACUUUUAUGCAAUUCAACGUCUAUUUGCUUUAUCAAAUAUCUGCCUUGAAAAGAAAGAAUCAUCCAUCCAUGUUGUGACUGGCAAUCAGCCUGGUGUGCUUCCAGUGUGCCUUUGCAUAGUCCUGCAGGGAUUUGCUAUUCUUAAUGGGAUCAAAAGAGAUGAAUAAACAGUCCAAAUCUUCAGGCUUGGAUGUGUUUAAAAGUUGAUCUUCAUUUUAUUGCUUUAAUGCAUUCAAUAUAGUUGAUGUGUCGUAAAGAUUCCAGGAAUAUGAUUAAUGUUUUGAGAAGGAGCAAGAUGGAAAGUUCAGUUGUGAAUUCCAGUCAAUGGCAAAAUGAAUCACAGAAUUUCAGAAUUAUUACAAUGCAGAAGGUCAUUUGGCCCAUUGUGUUGGCACAUGGUGUACAUCAUGUUUAUACAGUAUAUUCCAUCUUGCAGAAAAUUGCAGAGUGUAUGGCAUUUGUAGUGUCAGAAAUUACAGAAAAUGUCAGUAAAUUAUUCCCUUAAGUUGUCAGCAAAAGAUCAGUAUUAUCAGUUAAUUAGUUUAAUUAGGCAAAACAAAAUAGCUUUGUUUGAAUAAGAAGUUAACAUGUAACAUUAUCUAGAAGAGGAAAAACAUUGUAAUCCAAAUGACUUUGUAGUUGAAUUAUGAUAAGUAAGGAAGUGAUAGUCAAUAUCCCCUGUGCCAUUUGUUCCAAAUUCAAAAUCUGGAGCACUGGUCUAUAUCUCUCAUUUCCAAGUUUAAACUACAAUUAAUAAGAACUUCAGCUGAAAACACUAACCGUUAACUACCAGAAUAGUCCAUGUUUGCAUUCACUGAAUAUUGAUAUGAAUUUCUGACUAAUUUUAAAGUAUAAUUCUACUAAGCAUAAACAUGGAUUUCAAAUAAGAUUUUAAAAGAAGUUGUUCUAUUGAAAAGUAGUUAUAUAUUUCUGAAUGAAGAAUGUUAGAAAUUUAACAUUUAAUAGUUUGAAAAAUUAAUAGUAAUUUGUAUUAAAUUUGUAAUAUUACAGAUUUGUUUGUAAACAUGAAGUUUGUUUUUCAGUUUUUACAUGUAUCUUUAUUGAAGUGCCUUUUAAUAAUAUUAGCAUCUGACAAAUCAAAUAAUGAUUGUCGAGGUCACUAACUUUGACGUGUUAAAAUCAGUACUGAAGUACUGUACCUUGUGCAGUUAGUUCUCAGGUUAAUCGCACGCAUUUAAGUACCUAUCGUACAUGAAAUCUACAGUUCGGAAGACGGUUCUUGAUGUUUACUAUAGGUGUAUAGAAUGCCCACUGAGUGGAAGUAGAAAUUUCAGUACAAGCAAUUGAAAACUAACUUAUAACAAUAUUUUUAUUCACUAAUCAUAUUGUCUGGUUGUGCAACCUCAAUAUUUAGGUGGAUUUAUCUUGUAACAAUACUAUUUUCAAUAGUUUACACGUACACAUCUAAAUGUGGAGGCAUUGCUUAAAAUCAGGUAUAUUUGAUAUGUGUUUACAUUGA